CUCGGCCAAAAAUGAAUUAGACACGAAGCUGGAACAAAUUAUGACGCGGGAUUUGGUUUAUUUGUGUAAAUAUAACGUGUAAUGUAUUAUUCUAGCCAAACAUUUGACUUUGGAGGCUUGUUUACAAACUCAUCAGCACUGUUGGGGACGAAUAAGAUGAAGAGGAUUUCUUGUCACUUCUUAUCAAUGCUAAAAUAUAUUUGAAGAGGAAUUACACUCUUUGCGUUUCCUUUUAUGUGAUAUUGAGAUUUUGGGUGCCUUUUUUGCACAAUUUAUACAAUAUUAUAUUUAUUAUAAGCAUUUUUUCAAGUAUAAUUAUUAUUUUAACACUAACGACCUGCGCAUGAAAUCAGAUUUUAUUUGUUUACGGGGUUGUUUUGCUUAAUUUAGAAGGAUUUCUGUUUCUGAUAAUUUGUUAUAAUUAAUUUCACCUGAAGACUUGGACUCCUCAUAUUGACGCCUUAAACAUGUACGCGGGACGAAAAAGAAGAAAACCGGUGCAAAGGACGGUGAAGCAGCCUCCAGCUGAAGGGGUGAAGUCGAACCCGUCCAAACGGCAUCGAGAUCGGUUAAACUCUGAGUUGGACCGGUUGUCUAGUCUUCUUCCAUUUCCAGAGGAGGUGACGAGCAGCUUGGACAAACUCUCCAUUCUGCGCCUGAGUGUCAGUUACCUGCGCGCCAAGAACUUCUUCUCUGUCACUCUGAAAAACCACAACUGCAAUGGUUUGUCGUCAAACAACAGUAACCACGACAACAGUAAAGCAACAGGAUUGGUUGACGGCUGUCUGCGAGAGGGAGAGCUCCUGCUACAGGCUCUUAAUGGCUUUGUGUUGGUGGUCACAGCCGAGGGGAUCAUUUUCUACUGUUCUCACACUAUUCAGGAUUACUUAGGAUUUCACCAGACGGAUGUAAUGCAUCAAAAUGUGUUUGAACUCAUUCAUACUGAGGACCAGCAGGCCUUCAGGCGCAAUUUACACUGGGCCUUGAACCCGCCGCCAGCCAGCACGCAGACAGAAGACUCAUCAGAAGAUGGAGAUCCUGCCCCAAAUAUGUCUCUUGUGUUGUGCAACCCAGACCAGCUGCCUCCCGAAAACUCUUCUUUCCUGGAAAGAAACUUUGUGUGUCGUUUCCGAUGCCUCCUAGACAAUUCCUCAGGAUUCCUGGCUUUGAAUUUUCAAGGACGUCUGAAAUUCCUGCAUGGGCAAAACAGGCGAUUGGAUGAUGGAGGCCAAAUGCCACCCCAGCUUGCCCUGUUUGCCAUUGCGACGCCCCUACAGCCUCCUUCCAUAAUGGAGAUUCGAACCAAGAACAUGAUAUUCAGAACCAAACACAAGUUGGAUUUCACCCCAAUGGCCUGCGAUGCAAAGGGUAAAAUAGUUCUUGGCUACACAGAGGCGGAACUGCGAGUUCGAGGUUCAGGGUACCAGUUCAUCCAUGCAGCUGAUAUGCUCUACUGUGCUGAGAACCAUGUCAGGAUGAUCAAGACUGGAGAGAGUGGUCUGACUGUUUUUAGACUGCUUACAAAGGACAACCGUUGGAAAUGGGUACAAGCUAAUGCUAGACUUGUCUACAAAAAUGGCAAGCCUGACUACAUCAUUGCCACCCAGAGGCCACUUGUAGAAGAAGAGGGUGGAGAGCACUUGAGGAAACGAUCUAUGCAUCUUCCAUUCACCUUUGCUACUGGAGAAGCUCUGCUGUACCAAAUCAACUACCCCAUGUUGGGCUUCCCCGACACCCUUCAGGACAAAGGCAAGAACAACAAAACCAAAAAGAGCAAGGUGAACAAAAGCUCAAAGGACGAUCUGGAUCCAAGUUCCUUACUGGGAGCCAUGAUGAGACAGGACGAGUCUGUUUAUGUUUGCCAGCCAGCUAUGGAGCCUAGAAUGUCAUUCCACAGUAGCCUCUUUGGUGAGCAAGGAGAGACUAGCACUUUCUCUUCUUCUGCUGAGAAUGAAAGUUGGAAUCCAGUGCAGAAUGGUGUAACUACAGCCUCCAAACAGGAGACGUCGAGUUUUGACCCACUUUUGGCAACAUUAGACUCUCUUUCUUUGGAAAAUGAGGAGAGCUGCUCCAACAGUGAGUUAUUCAGUGCCCUUGAAAAUCUUGGACUCAAUGCAGAGGACCUUGAGUUGCUGCUUCUAGAUGAAAGGAUGAUCCAGGUAGAAGUGGAACCGGACUUUAUCCCAUCUCUCAAUGAUCUUCUCACAAACAACGAAAUCCUCUCCUACGUCCAUGAUUCACUGGAGAACCAGACUGAGGACCCAGCAGAGUCUCAAAAGCCUUCAACUGCAUUAGAUUCUGUUGAAAACUCUAAGCCAGAGUCUGAUUCACCUCCUCAAGUAACUUCAUCCGUACCUGCUCCUUUCUGGCCACAAAAACAGAUACCACCCAUACUUCAUCUAUCACAGCGCAUGCAACAACAUCUUAAUGGCCAGUCGGUUUGCCACAAAACUGAGAACUGGAUCCAUACACCAUUGUCUCAAGUGCCUACAACAGAAUCUGAGACAGCUAACUUUAACCAGCAUGAUACUACUUUGGUGAACUCUGUACCAGUUGUACACAAUGGACACUGGGUCCCUGAACAUACGCAAGUCAAUUUAAACUCUCAACUUAGUGAUAAGAUAACAGGAACUAGUAAGGCACAGCCACAGCAAUGGCAGCAAAACCAGUUGCCUGUCCCAUUCCAGUGUAAGCCGAAAACAAUUGAGGGUGGAGAUACCCUUGCAAAUGGGAUCUACAGUAAUCCUCAGUGGCAUGGAUACAACUUUGCAGAACAGCUGGUCACAAAUGGACCUUGUUUUCCCAAUGGUCAGAUGGCACACACUCAGACAAUGGGUACCCAUAUUAUUGAUUACAACAUGACUGACAAUUCAGGGGUGGAGUUUACAAUGAACAGCAGUUCAUCUGGGAACCUAGGGCAGUUUCAGGGAGCUAUGGCAUCAUCUUCGUCCUAUCAGCAGGGUUAUCAGAAACAGCAGCAGCAGCCAAAGGUCACACCCACUUAUUACGCCUCCUAUACCAAACAGAACUCCUCUCUGGAGCAUAUCCUAGGAUUAGCCCCACCUUCAAACCUCCCCUCGCUGACGGAUUAUGGCUCUGAGUUGACCCAUGACAUGACCCACAGUAAGAUGGAGACCGGUUUUCUUCUGAACUCCACUAGCGUGACCUACAACGGAAGUUGUUUGGUUCCCAAUGGCAACACAGUGGCCGCACCUGUCAACAGUCCCCACCCACUUCCUGAGCCACACCCACAUCCUCCAGACCCUCAAACCACUGGUUUCUACCUCUGAACAUAGUAAAGAUCCAUCCGAAGAGAUGCCAUCCAUCACGGGAAGACUGUCAAGCAUAAAUUAUGGUUUGUUUUUGUUUUUUAGUUUGUUUUCUUUUUUCUUAUCAAUUUGAAUGGGUUUUAAUUUCAAUUAAAUCGACACAGAUUGAUCUCUGGAAUAUUUAACCAAUUGAAGUCGUUGAAUACUGCACCCGGCAUAAUGUGAGCACUCUCGUUAAUAUUACUUGCCAUUAUGUUACGAAAUUUCUAAAGUUGGAAGAUGCAGUCGAUCACAAUUUGCGUUGGUCCGUCCAUAACAGGUGUGUGUUGGGAAAUGUUUGUGUAUAUGUACGUGUGUAUGUUUGUGUGUGUGUGUGCGUGUGUGUGUGUGUGUGUGUGUGAGACAAUUCGUUGGAAAUCGUUUGUGAAAUACAAGUAGUACAAAUUUGUGCUAAUUGUUCGGAAAGCUAAAUGACGUAAAUAACGUCAUGCGCAACAUAUAGAACUGAUUGUCCUGAAACGCAGUAAAUGAUGUUUAUAUGAACAGAAGAUUGGAUUGCAUAUUUAUUUAUGGGAAAAUGCAAGGUCGCUACCUUCUUUUUACCAACAGUUUAAAGAAAACUGUGCGAGAUGUCAGUAAUAACACAGAUUGCAGUAUAAAAAAAUUCUGUAGAUGUCGCUUGUAGAUCUGAACCCUUCUCGCUAUUGCAUUUUGUGAGAUUAGAUUUUGUAAAGCUGAUUCUAGAUCAGCUUUACAAAUCAAC
Molecule: messenger RNA, 4032 nt
Organism: Danio rerio (zebrafish)
Lineage: Eukaryota; Metazoa; Chordata; Actinopteri; Cypriniformes; Danionidae
Gene: ahr1b
Product: aryl hydrocarbon receptor 1b
Biological process (GO): animal organ development; positive regulation of DNA-templated transcription; regulation of transcription by RNA polymerase II
Cellular component (GO): nucleus; cytoplasm
Molecular function (GO): sequence-specific double-stranded DNA binding; protein dimerization activity; nuclear receptor activity
Source: RefSeq, marked validated